Molecule: messenger RNA, 662 nt
Organism: Cyanistes caeruleus (blue tit)
Lineage: Eukaryota; Metazoa; Chordata; Aves; Passeriformes; Paridae
Source: RefSeq, a predicted model, not a curated record
UCUGCGGCCCUGGUGAGGGUGGGACGCGGGGGAUGGCCUGAGGGGCGAGCUCGUCGCGCUUUUAGGCCGCCCGGUGCUUGUGUUCCUCUCAGAGCUGCUGUGAAAGAUGUCCCAGCGGAAGCGCAGCAAAGGACUCGGCUCCUCUCAGACGAACGAUGCGGAGGAUGAUUUCAUCCCGACCCAGACCGAGCGGCACUCGCAGGAGCAAGUGAACCAGAAGGUGAGCGAGCUGGUUCAGUUCCUGCUGGUGAAGGACCAGAAGAAGAUCCCUAUCAAGAGGGCAGACAUGCUGAAGAACGUGAUCCGCGAAUACAGAGAUGCCUACUCGGAAAUCCUCAACAGGGCGGGCAGGACCCUGCAGCAGGUGUUCGGGCUGCAGCUGGUGGAGAUCGACCCCAAGCGCCACAUCUUCAUCCUCAUCAACAACCUGCCCCGUGCCCAGGGCGAGCACCUGUGCAGGGACAAGGAGAAGCAGAAGAUGGGGCUCCUCUUGAUCAUCCUCAGCUUCAUCUUCAUGAAGGGCAACUCGGUCAAAGACAGUGCUCUGUGGGAAUUCCUGCACCAGCUCCGUGUGUACCCAGGGAAGCAGCACAGCGUGUUCGGCGACGUCCGGAAGCUGGUGACGGAGGAGUUUGUGCGGCAGAAGUGAGUUGGAGGCUCCU